AUGGUGCAACUUGCAAUUCCUUCCUUUUCUUCUUCUUUUUUUUCUUUUUCAUAUUCCUCCUCUCUCAUUUGUUCUUCACCUUUUCCUUGUCUCAUACCUGUCUUUUCUUUUCCUUUCUCUUCUUUUCCCUUUUCUUCCGCUUCCUUUUCCAGCUCUCUCUUCUUUCGUAUCUUUCCCCCUUUUCAUCUUGCUCAUCUUCUAAAAUCCCUUCACAUUUCAUUAUUUUCUUUUCCGUAUUUUCUAUUUCGAUUUCAGUUUCUAGUUAUUCUUUUCUUUCUUUUCAUUUUGUCUUUCUCAUUCGCUAAUCUUUUCCCGUCUUCCUUUCUUCUUCUCAAUUUCCUUAUCUUUUUCUUUCUUCUUCCUUCCAUUUUUUCUCUUUUUUUUUCUUUUUCCUCCUCUUUCACAUCUAUUAUUUCUCUUUCACUUUCCUUCUGCUCUCUCUCUCUCCGCCUUAUUUCAUUUUCAUCUUUCGCCUUUCUUUUCGUUCUUUUUUCUCCUCUAUUUCUUUAUCUGGUUCUUUUCUCAUUUUCUUCUUUCCCCUUGUUCUCAUUGUAUAUUACUCAUCAUUAUUCUUUCUCGUCACUCUUUUCGCUAUCGUUAUCUUUCUCUGAAUUUUUUUCUUCAUUCUUUUCGCUCUCUCUAUCUGCUUCUCUCUCUCUUUUUUUUAUUUCCUUCUCCGCUUUUUCUUUUCUAUCCUCGUUCUUGUAUCAUUUUCUUUCUUUCCCCCUUUUUUCUCUUCUUUUUAUUCUGUCGCUUUUCUUAUUCCUUUUUCCUUUCAUUCCUGUUGACCGUCCAUUCUUUCCUUGUUUCUCAUUACGGAUCUUUUUCCUCUCUCAAUCUCGUCACCUUUCUUGCUUUUCUUUACACAUCUCUCUCAUAUUUUUCCUCUUCAUUUUUUUUCUCUUUGCCAUUUUGGUUCUUCCUCUUCCUCAUCUUAUACUUCCGUAA
Molecule: messenger RNA, 948 nt
Organism: Acanthosepion pharaonis
Lineage: Eukaryota; Metazoa; Mollusca; Cephalopoda; Sepiida; Sepiidae
Source: the annotation of a GenBank genome assembly